AUGGCGACGAGCGAAUUGAUAGUUUUAACCGCCAUUUUCGGCGUUGUUCUGUCGCUGAAUAAUACUCAAAUUGUGACAACCACCGAGGGUAAAGUGGAAGGAGCGUUGGACCCCAGCGGGCUGUACUACCAAUAUCUUGGAAUAAGAUACGGCUUGCCUAAUAAAUUUCGGGCGCCGUCACCGCCACCGAGUUUCACUGGUGUGUACCUGGCCAAUAAUCCAAAUGUCCUCUGUCCUCAAUUCCCAACACACGACCCUCUAGCCGCCCCCAGUGAUAAUGAAGACUGCCUCGUCCUCAAUAUCUACGUCCCUUCGUUCUUGAACAGCACCUUCCCAGUAAUGGUCUUUAUCCACGGAGGAGAUUUCGGCAUCGGUUCUGGAUCCAAGAGCUUCUACGGCGCCCAAUACUUGAUUAGCCACGGCGUCAUAGUCGUUACCUUGAACUAUCGGCUAAAUGCUUACGGAUUCCUCAAUCUGGGAAUCCCUGAUGCUCCCGGGAACGCUGGACUGAAGGACAUUCGAGCGGCGUUGCGCUGGUUACAAGAUAACAUCGCAAACUUUAACGGGGAUCCAGACAAUGUGACACUUUUCGGUCAAGGCAGUGGAGGGCUGGCGGCUAUUUAUAUGACCAUGUCUGAUACUACCCAGGGCCUCUUUCAUAGAGUGAUCUCACAGAGCGGCACACCGUUCGCGCCGCAGUCUUUCGAUCCUCGUCCAUUGAGGACGGCGAGUCAGAUCGCCAAGUCCUUAGGCCUCAUUAGUGAAGAUCCAGAUGCAUUAUUAAGAUUGUACUCCGAAACACCAGUAGACGAAGUCGAAGAAGCUAUAGCAAAGCAAAUGAACGCGCGCUCAGUGUUCCUACCGUCUGUUGAAGAGAUUUUUGAUGAUGAGGAAGCAUUUUUAGUGGAUUCGCCUUACAAUAUCUUAACCUUGGGCAAAGAACACAAGGCUUUCAAUCCUGUACCAAUGAUAAUCAGCGUGAACACGGUCGAAGGACUCACAAGCACUCUGGAUUACUACACAAUCACGAGUCAAAUGGAUAGAAUCAAAAACGAAGACUUCUCAGCCCUGGACCAGAGAAGUCUGGUUGUGCCUAAAAAGGAAAGAGAGGAAUUCAGGAAGACGCUCACAGAGACAUACUUCACAAACAUUACCUCAGACGAAGCGCUGGUUGGGGGCAUCAUAAACUUAAACACAGACUUCUCAUACGUGGGACCUGUGUCGUUGUUCGCCGAAAUGUACUCAAAUAACUCAAACGUACCGAUCUACCAAUGUAUAUUUAGUUAUAUAGGCAACAGGAAUCUAGGAAGGCUUUUAACAAACAGCAGCCUCCAAGCGACCGCGAAUAGAGACGAGCUGUUCUACGUGUUUGAGCUGGAAAGACUUCCUCUUCCGAUGGAUGAGAAUGACGCCAGGAUUGUGACCUUUAUGACGAUGAUGUGGACCAACUUCGCCAAAUACGGCUCGCCGACCCCCGACCCCACAGCUGGUGAGUGGUUGCCUUAUCCCUAUAACCUUGAGAUAAACCUGGAGCCCCAGUACGUGGCACCUCUAACACCAGACAGAGCCUACUUCUGGCGCCACUUCUAUUAUAAAUACGGAGCUGAAGUCCCGAGAGAAUAAUUUA
Danaus plexippus (monarch butterfly) is the source of this 1627-nucleotide messenger RNA. RefSeq names its product acetylcholinesterase-like. The record is from RefSeq and is a predicted model, not a curated record. NCBI's taxonomy places the organism in Eukaryota, Metazoa, Arthropoda, Insecta, Lepidoptera, Nymphalidae. The transcript is spliced from 3 exons. Bases 1 to 1623 code for a protein of 540 amino acids.